Linum tenue is the source of this 1271-nucleotide messenger RNA. The record is from the annotation of a GenBank genome assembly. Lineage: Eukaryota; Viridiplantae; Streptophyta; Magnoliopsida; Malpighiales; Linaceae.
CCGCCACAUCACUCGCCAUGUCACCCGCCAUGCGUGACAAAACCCCAUGGACAAUGGUUCUCUGCGCUGGUUACUCUGAUUCCACAAUCUUUCUCUCUAUUCCAGCGGGAAAUUUGUAGCAGAGAGCCUGAGACUAUGACCAGCCAAAGUCCGUUCCGACAACCAAAUGUCUUCCGAUCCCGAUAAGCUCGUCGCCAAGGCCGAUAAGCUAACAAAGCUGACCCUUACAAGGUGGAGUGCUGAUUGGAGAAACGCCACUCUUAACUACGAGCAAGCUGCCAAUGCGUAUAGAGUAGCCAAGAAGUACGAGAAGGCGAAAGAUGCAUUCGAAAAGGCUUCCAAAGGGCAAGAGAUGCUUACGUCUCCCUGGGACGCCGCUAAGCACAUGGAAUCUGCCGCUGCUCUAGCUAAGGAGCUAGGUAACUGGAAUGAUGUAGCUGACUUGUACAGAAGGGCAUCCGAGUUGUACGUUGAAUGUGGGAGGGCGCAACCUGCAUCUGAUGCACUGGGGAAGGCAGCUCGUGCCGUGGAAGAUCAUCUCCCUGAUGUUGCUGUUCAGCUGUAUACUGAUGCUUGUUCACUUCUGGAAGAGGAUGACAAGGACCAAAUGGCCUUUGAUCUAUACCGCGCUCUAACCGCCGUCCACAUAAAGCUUGAGAAGUACACAGAUGCUGCAGCUGCCUUGUUGAGAUUGGGUCUUGCAGCUGACAAAUGCAAUGCUAGUAACAGCCAGUUUAAGGCAUACCUUAGUGCUAUCAUUGUGUACCUUUAUGCUAAUGAUGUCAAGGCAGCAGAGAAAUGCUAUAAUGACUGCUCACAGAUUCCUGCGUUUUUGGGAAGUGACCAGGGUCGAUGUGGUAGCAGGCUUAUCUCAGCUUAUUCAGAAGGCAACGUUGAAGAAAUUAAACGUGUGGCUCAGUCUAGCACCAUUACUCAUCUUGACCAUGCUAUCAUCAAGCUGGGAAGAAAGCUACCUACUGGUGAAGUUACCGCAGUAAAAGCUGGGACUGAAGAAGGAGAAGGCUUGGACGAGGAUGAUCUCACAUAAUGAUUCUUCUCAUUCUAGAGGGGUUUGUAAAUUAUAUACUUGCUGGACAAAUAUAUCCCGUCUUUCUUCCUUCCCAAGUCUUCUUCUCACACCGUUUAUUUGAAGUUUGAACGUCUAUUGUAACUGAUUGACUGGGCCUAAUGAUGUAAAGCUAACCUGGGCUUUUGGGAGGUUGAGUUAAUGCAUGGGCUGGGCCGUCAGUGAUUUACACGAGUAACCGUCU